This is a messenger RNA of Aethina tumida (small hive beetle), 1444 nucleotides long. It is a transcript of the gene DCTN2-p50, whose product is annotated as dynactin subunit 2. Gene Ontology annotation, cellular component: cytoplasm; dynactin complex; centrosome. Lineage: Eukaryota; Metazoa; Arthropoda; Insecta; Coleoptera; Nitidulidae. The record is from RefSeq and is a predicted model, not a curated record. Gene Ontology annotation, biological process: mitotic spindle organization. Bases 116 to 1306 code for a protein of 396 amino acids. The transcript has 6 exons.
UGAAUCAUCCGACUUUUACGAAGAUCUGUCAAAAGUACCGUAAAAACGUCAACUCCCCGUAAUAAUAAUUUUUUCAAAUUAGACUUGUGUUUUGUGUUAGCACUUAGUUUUAACGAUGGCAGAUCCAAAAUACGCCGACUUACCCGGAAUUGCUCUUGAUGAGCCAGACGUAUAUGAAACCACGGAUCUACCAGAAUCCGAGCAAGUUGUCGAUUUUUAUGAAGAAGAGAACGAGUCCGUAGAGCGGAUUCACAUUGAUGCCACCGAAGCCUACAACAAAUUCAGGGGCAAAUUCUUGAACGCCAACGACGUCGAUUUCUCCAACCGUAUUUCGAGACGUCGUCGUACCGGGUAUAAUGCCGAGUCGGGAAACUGGGAACUCAUUGGUGAUGGUGAUAAAGAAACACCCAUCCAAAAAUAUCAAAGAUUGCAGUGUGAAAUGAAAGAACUGCUCGAAGAAGUGAACAAAAUACAAGACUCUAAGGACAAGGAUAACACUUCUUGUCUUGUGUCUUCAGAUCAAGUGGAGCAGUCAUUGAAGAAACUGGCCGACUUGAAACUAGAAGAUGCUCUUGGUGCUGAAGUGAUGGCUAAAAUUGCUGACCCACAAGGCACUCAAAUUCAGAAAUUGUUGGCCCAAUUGGAGCAAUUUAAGGCAAACAUUAAGGAGAAGCCUGAAGCUCAGGCAGAAGCUGAUAGUUCUGGUGUUGUGUAUCAGUUCAGUUAUAGGCCAGAGCAAGCCAAGCUAGCACAAACAGCCAGAGUUGCAGAAUUGGAAAGUAGGCUAAACAGGUUGGAGAAUGUUUUAGGUUCUUCUAGUGAUAAACUGGCCAGAUUAACAUCUGCCACUUCUAAAGGAAGUUUAUUGGAAACUGCCCAGCAUUUGUCAGCAACUGCUAGUCUAUUGGAUUCAGCACAGUUGGACCAUAUUGAGGGUCGAUUAUCAGCUUUAUCUCAAAAGCUUGAUGCUAUUGCUGAAAAAAAGAAAGCUCUACAGCAAGAUGAAGAAAAGGAUAAAAUGAUAUUAGAAUUGUAUGAACUGGUAAAAAAUAGCGAGUCUGUUACGAAACUGAUACCACAAACGAUUGAACGUCUUAAAGCUUUGGAAGCUCUUCAUAAUAAAGCUACUGAUUUUAUUACAACUUUGUCCCAAAUUGAAAUGGCCCAGUCAGAAAUUUCGUCGAAUCUUCAAAACAAUAAGACGUUGCUUCAAGGCGUACAGGAGAGUUUUGCAGUGAAUUUAAAUGAAAUCAAUCAAACAGUUAUUAGUUUAGACGCUAGAAUUAAAGCCCUAAAGAAAAAGUAAAUUAAAUAUUAGGAUAUAUUUAUGUUUUUAUUGAAUAAUUCUAAUCUAUAUUAAUUUAUUACUAGAACACUUACUAAAUAUUAUAUUACUUUGUUUACACCAGCAUAUACAAAAUAAAGCUUUUUUAUUUACCCCUAA